Molecule: messenger RNA, 1068 nt
Organism: Naumovozyma dairenensis CBS 421
Lineage: Eukaryota; Fungi; Ascomycota; Saccharomycetes; Saccharomycetales; Saccharomycetaceae
Product: elongation of very long chain fatty acids protein
Exons: 1
Coding region: 1-1068 (355 amino acids)
Biological process (GO): fatty acid elongation, polyunsaturated fatty acid; fatty acid elongation, saturated fatty acid; very long-chain fatty acid biosynthetic process
Cellular component (GO): endoplasmic reticulum membrane
Molecular function (GO): fatty acid elongase activity
Source: RefSeq, a predicted model, not a curated record
AUGGAACAAAUCGCUGAACAAGUUAUUGCAAACGCGACCAAUGAUGCUACUGCAUCAAUUGAAACAGUAUCAUCCUCACUUUUAGAUCUGCUUUCUACGAUUCCCUGGGUCCAAUAUCAAGCACCAUCACUUGAACAUCCAUUUGGGCUAGAAUUAUGGCCAAUUUUCUCAAAGGCCUUUGAAUAUUUCGCUGGUUAUCCAGCUGAAGAUUUCAGAUUCAUCCACAAUGAAACCUUUUUGGCUAAUGGUUAUCAAGCUAUGGGUGUUAUCGCAGUCUAUUACGUUAUUAUCUUUGGUGGUCAAACCAUUUUACGUGCUUUAAACGCUAAACCAGUUACCAUAAAUUUGAUUUUCCAAUUACAUAAUUUAUUUUUGACUUCAGCAUCUUUAGUUUUGUUAUUGUUGUUAGUUGAACAAUUGAUUCCAAUGAUCUAUCAACAUGGAUUAUUAUGGUCCAUCUGUUCUCCAAAUGCAUUUGCUCCAAAAUUGAUUACUUUAUACUAUUUGAAUUAUUUGACGAAAUUUAUUGAAUUGAUAGAUACUGUUUUCUUAGUAUUAAAGAGAAAGAAGUUAUUAUUUUUACAUGUUUACCAUCAUGGUGCUACUGCAUUAUUAUGUUACACUCAAUUAGUGGGCCACACUUCAGUUGAAUGGGUCCCAAUUUCAUUGAAUUUAGGUGUCCAUGUUGUCAUGUACUGGUAUUAUUUCCUAAGUUCAUGUAAAAUUAGAGUUUGGUGGAAACAAUGGGUCACUCGUUUCCAAAUCAUUCAAUUCAUUAUUGAUUUGGUUUUCGUUUACUUCGCUACUUACACUUUCUACGCUCACAAAUACUUUGAUGGUAUUUUACCUCAUAUGGGUACUUGUUAUGGUGACCAAUUAGCUGCUGCUUACGGUUAUUUGAUUUUAACAUCUUAUUUGCUCUUAUUCAUUUCUUUCUAUGUUACUUCUUACUACAGAAGAGGUGCCAAGAAGGCAGCAGAAAAGUUAGAAAAGAAGGAUAUCAUUGAAGGUUCUACUACUUCUGGUGUUAAGAAGAAUACUACCAAAGUAUCUUCCAGAAAGGCUUGA